This is a messenger RNA of Mytilinidion resinicola, 676 nucleotides long. RefSeq lists its product as uncharacterized. The record is from RefSeq and is a predicted model, not a curated record. Bases 34 to 663 code for a protein of 209 amino acids. The transcript is spliced from 3 exons. Lineage: Eukaryota; Fungi; Ascomycota; Dothideomycetes; Mytilinidiales; Mytilinidiaceae.
AUCGACUGCUGUUAUUGGACGCACAUCGUUACGAUGGUAUUUGAAAACUUUCUAGACUUUCACAGGCGCUACAUGCGUAGACGGAAUUACACACAGAUACACCAAAAUUCCGGACAACGCGUCCAUCGCAUACCCAGAAUCCACAUCCCUGGUAUGCAGAGAACCCUCAGAUUCGACGAUGAGACCAACAUUACAAUCAUCCUUCCUAGUAAUUACGACGAAUAUACCUCCAGGGAGAUGCUCAGUCUUCUUGAAAAUGGCACUUCAAGCGACAUGAGAAUUACAUGCCAGGGGUACUCGUGGGACAUCCACGCCGACAUCUUUCAUGCGGCCGGGGCGUCUGCUCCAGCCAGCCUACCAGAACGAUACGAGGACCUGAUUGGCAACACUCUCACUUCCACGAUGCCCUACGCCGCCUUGCUAGAUUGGUGGCUCGAGUACUUGUAUUGUAGGAGAGGCAAGGUCCCGAGUCCUUCGGAGCUAUGGGCACCUAUCAAGUGUGGAUGGUGUAGAGAUAGCAAGGGCCCGUUUAUGAAGUGCAGAAAGUGCUUGAUAACGAAGUACUGCUCGGAGACCUGUCGGAGGCUGCAUCGGAGUGAUCAUGCGAAAGUAUGCUUAGGCCCGAUUAGGUUUGGCAAGAGGCUUGAGGAUCAGACGGGUUGAGAGUAGAUCAUGG